Homo sapiens (human) is the source of this 279-nucleotide messenger RNA. It is a transcript of the gene GABBR1, whose product is annotated as gamma-aminobutyric acid type B receptor subunit 1. Gene Ontology annotation, molecular function: G protein-coupled GABA receptor activity; G protein-coupled neurotransmitter receptor activity; protein heterodimerization activity. Gene Ontology annotation, biological process: negative regulation of epinephrine secretion; gamma-aminobutyric acid signaling pathway; response to ethanol. Gene Ontology annotation, cellular component: axolemma; postsynaptic membrane; G protein-coupled receptor heterodimeric complex. The record is from RefSeq and is marked reviewed. NCBI's taxonomy places the organism in Eukaryota, Metazoa, Chordata, Mammalia, Primates, Hominidae.
CUCUCUUCCCCCCGCCCUGCCUUCCCUUGCACCCUCCUUCUUCCCUCCGCCCGGGAGCUCUCCCUGGUCCCCGGCGCCGCCUCCUUCCCUCCCGGCUCCCCGCUCCCCGCUCCCGUGGCUGCCGCCGCCCCGGGGAAGAAGAGACAGGGGUGGGGUUUGGGGGAAGCGAGAGAGGAGGGGAGAGACCCUGGCCAGGCUGGAGCCUGGAUUCGAGGGGAGGAGGGACGGGAGGAGGAGAAAGGUGGAGGAGAAGGGAGGGGGGAGCGGGGAGGAGCGGCC